CCAGGGGCAAAUCUUAAUGAUAUUGCUAACCAGGCUGAUGAUUUAUUAGAGACAAUGGAAUCUAGGCCUGCUGUUCCUGAUCGGAAACUGCUUGCAAGACUUGUUUUGAUCAGAGAGGAAGCUCGGAAUAUGAUGGGUGGUGGAAUAUUGGAUGAAAGAAACAACCGUGGUCUUAGUACACUGCCAGAAGCAGAGGUGAACUUCUUAAGCAAGCUAGUUGCUUUGAGACCUGGAAAAACUGUCGAAAAUAUGAUACGUGAUGUGAUGCAUGGGAAAGAUGAAGAUGCAGACAACUUGGACAUUGGAGAUGAAGAUCCUAACAAUAGACAAAAGACACUAAGUGGAAUAGCUGGAAGGGGUAGUGUUACAGGCCGUAAGCCACUUCCUGUUCGUCCUGGAAUGUUCCUUGAGACUGUUUCCAAGGUCUUGGGUGGAAUUUAUGCAGGGAAUGUAUCUGGCAUUACAGCUCAACAUUUAGAAUGGGUUCAUCAGAAGACCCUUGAAAUUCUUCAAGAGAUGGCCUUUUAAUUUUGUGAGCAGAUUCUGAUCACGUCUUUGCUCUUUGAUUCAGCCAAAGUUGGAAGCAGGUGCACAGAGUAUUAUCCUUCACAGUGUGCAACUUCAGAUAUCACCAAAACUAGCAUUGUUAGGUCAUGAGCUUUCCGAUGAUCAAAAAGGUGUGACCACCAAGAGAAAGGAAGUGUGGCAUUGCCCAGCUGAGGCAUGGUCAAAUUUGUAUGGCAGCAACCUCUGGCUAAUGCAUUGACAUUAGAGUCAGAAUGAGUCUGCAGUGCCUUUGAGUUGUAUGAAAGGUCACUUACUGCUUGAUGAAGCAUCUUCUUGUGAAGUUUUCUUUGCAGUCUGCGGGUCAAUAAAUUGCCGUCUAGAAUCCCUAAAUCACUACGCCUAGACACUACUACAAAUUUUAACAGUCCUCUAGUUUCUUGCUCUUCAACUUGCAAUUUUUUUUUACCUAUGACCUGAAUUGGCUUCAUCUGGAUGUUAAAUUUCUGUUGUGUUU
This is a messenger RNA of Phoenix dactylifera (date palm), 1021 nucleotides long. NCBI's taxonomy places the organism in Eukaryota, Viridiplantae, Streptophyta, Magnoliopsida, Arecales, Arecaceae. The record is from RefSeq and is a predicted model, not a curated record.